AUGGCGAUUCCCGACUUUCAGAAAAUCACCUUGCUGGCGGUGAAAUCAGUCCAGAGCACUUUGGUGAGCGAGAGAGAUGCUCUAGCAAAUUUGGCGGCGCAGUAUCUGGAAAAUAUUGACUGCCAAGUGGAGCUAGUUAACGCGUUACGGCUUUUCUAUGAGACCCAUUUGCGUGGUGGGAAGAUUGUAGCUUGCGGAGUUGGCAAGUCCUACAAAAUUGCUACGAAAACGGUGGCCACUUUAAAGUCUCUCUCAAUCAGCACAGACAUUUUACAUCCAACAGAGGCUUUGCACGGUGACCUUGGUUUGAUCACUGAACGUGAUUGUCUUUUCUUUUUCACGGCAAGCGGCAAUACCCCGGAGCUUCUUGCUCUACUUCCUCAUAUACCUGCCCUGGUGCCCAUUGUGCUUCUCUCAUGUAAUCGCGAGUCUAAGCUUUCCAAGUCCAAUGUGGUGAAAUCUCUAUUGCAGAUUGAUCUUCCGGAUCAUUUGAAAGAGACAACCGUUCAUGGAGUACCUGCGCCUACCGUUUCCACCACUUUGCAACUAGUCAUGGCCGAUUCCGUUGUUUUGGCCUUGGCGGAAAUGAUUGAAAAUGAUCACAUCAAAAGGAAGAAAAAGUUCUCCAUGAAACAUCCUGGCGGUUCCAUCGGCUCGGAUUUGAGCCACUUGAAUGACAAUUUGCUACGCAGGGAAUCACCUUCAACUUCGGCUUCUUCUGGUAGUUGUUCGUCUCUCUUAUCCUUGGACCAAUUACGAGAAUGCAUUCAAAGAAGCUCUGUGGAGGGUGGUGCUUCCAAUGAAACGAUUUCUUUGGAUCUGGAUUCAGAGAGCCUGAGUGUACACAGCUCUGACGUUGUCCUUUCUGUGCAAAUCAAGAAUACUUCACAAAAUGCCAUCAAAAAAUACGACAUUGAAACUCUUCGGACUUGGACUGAGGUUGAGUUUCUUAAAAAUAUUGCGUUGUAUGAUUACAUCAUAUGCCAGGACGGAACUGUCGUUUCCGCUUGCAAAAGUUCCGAUCUUCGGACAUCGUAUAAGUCCAAGAUUUCUCAAGAUGGGGCACUGUGGGAAAGUUUUGAACCAAUGUUGAAAGAGUUUCACAUUAUUGAGCUCUAA
Messenger RNA from Clavispora lusitaniae ATCC 42720, 1119 nucleotides. RefSeq lists its product as uncharacterized. Gene Ontology annotation, biological process: carbohydrate derivative metabolic process. Lineage: Eukaryota; Fungi; Ascomycota; Pichiomycetes; Serinales; Metschnikowiaceae. The record is from RefSeq and is a predicted model, not a curated record. Gene Ontology annotation, molecular function: carbohydrate derivative binding.